GAUAAGCUCCGGCCUGAUGGACCACUUGGCUCAUAUGCAGACUUUUACCUUUUUUUUUUCUUUAGUAACACCUAGUGAUCUCUUUUUAAAUUUCCUGUUCAUUUUAAUGUGCUUUUUUCAGCCAGUUUUAUCAGUUUGUUUCAAAUUCUCUUUUAGACCCGACAAAAAUGGUUCUGAACAAAUUUACCAACAUUACGGAGAGCCACGGCGUGGUGAGGAUCGGAAAUGUGACGAGACUCAUCACCCAGACAUAUGUUUCUUCCAAGAAACAGAGCCAGGCCAGCACAGCCUGUCAUGUGACGCUAGCGUUUGUGGGUGGUGGUUCAGUAUCCAAAUAGCUUCUGUCAAUCCAGAAAUGGGAAAAGCUGUCAGCGACUGGAAGACCUUACCAAAGGACACCUUGACCACUGGGGUGCAAGAAGCUGUCAAAACAAACCUAGAAAAGGGAUUUAGUUUUCUGUUCCUAAGAUGCGGCUAUAUAUUUGGAAGCAUCUUUCAAACGCUCACUUUUCCGCCGAUACUAAAGAAAGUCGGUAAUGGACAACGUAGACGUGGUAUUGAUAUAAAUGUAGUUAUGCUUGACUCCAUAUCUAGACCACAUUUCUACAGGAUUAUGCCAAGAGCCGUAGAGGCGCUUCGCAAGAUUGUGCAGGAUCCAAACAUAAAGGCCACCGCCUUGGACUUUGAACUGGUCCAGAGUAUUGGUCAACAAACGUUUGAGAACUUGAGGCCAUUCUUCUCUGGUGUUCUUAAAGACGACAACGAAAUAAGUGCCUCAGGGAAGAACACAAAGGCUCCAUUAGGCGUGGAGGUGUUAUAUGGGACCUUCCAGAGGUGGGGCUACCAGACCCUCUUUCAAGAGGACCUUUGUUGGUAUGAUCUUUGGGGAAGUGCGCUAACGGACAUUGAAAAACGAGAUGUGCCAAGCAAUGAUACAGAAUUUAAAGAGAGGUGGGAGGAGCUACAAGCAAAGGUGGCCAAGAAACACAUCGAUCACUAUGGCUUGACACAUUUCUCUUGCACGAUGGUGAACAAGUACGACAGAACAAACCAUUAUGAUGAACCUGCAAAGAUGUGCCUCAACGGACAGUUUUUUAGUUGGUACUUCAUGGACUACAUCACCAAGGUGUACACUGCGUUGCAAAGCGACGAAAAAGCGAAGCCUUUGCUGUCUUACAUGCAUUUUAAUACCGGACAUGAAAUGACUGGAACACGAAUAGUUAAUUUGGACGCAAACUUAGCGAAGUUUUUCGUCGAUAUGGCGCGGUUUCCCAACACUCUCACCAUGAUUUUUGCCGACCAUGGCCACAAAAUGACACCAUUCAGUUACACGGAAGAAGGUAGAAGAGAGUUAUUUGACCCAGCUUUCUUCAUGAUUGUUCCUGAUGGUGUUUAAGAAAAAUUAGGCCUUCAGAGAAUGGCCGCCUUGGUUGCAAAUCAAAAGCGGCUCUUUAUCUUACAAGAUGUUCACAAAGCACUCAUGAGUUUGCACGACGCUAAGAAAAUGAACACUCAGGAUUUUUCACAAACAGGCAUAUUCUCAGUCAUUCCUGCCAACCGCACAUGCGCAGACUUGUACAUGCUUCCGCUGACCAGGUGUAAGUGCGAAGGCUUUGAUGAAGAAGGUCAUAUCCAGGACAACGCAGAGAAUCACAAAUGGCUGGCAGAAUUUGCGGUUGGAUUCAUGAACGAUGCUAUACAAAAGCAAUACAUGAAAGGCAUUGUUGACUCAGAUAAAAAAUCCGGGUCUGGAAACUGUGAACGCCUUGUUGGAAAAACGUUUAAAGAUAUUAUCAAACGUUUCCAAGGAGAGUACAUUAUCACCUCUAUGGACAUACAUGUGGUCCCUCCACAAGAGGAUGAAGUUUAUAAAGUCUCCAUAAAACAGCACGCUAAACCAGAACAAGGGGUAUUUUUUCUGAGUUUUAUACGACACACGAGGUAUAGCAAGUUUGAGUCAUGCGUGGACAAAUCAGUCGAUAUCAGGCUGUGUGCAUGCGCCAAAGAGAAAACCGCUGACGUGACAAGGAAAGGAGUACUGUUUGAGAAUGGUGUUCCACGCAAAAUGUUUGGUUCAGAGACAACUGUGAAAGACUUGGAUUCGAAUUGUCUCUUAUUCUUGAGAAGGAAUUAUGGAACUUUCUCCUUUGCGCUGGAAGUAGCGAAUGUCUGUACAGAUCGCACUUAUAACUUUACUCUAACCGGCGCAAUGGAUCAAAGGAUUUUUGCUAACACAGUGCCCAUGAAUCGGGAACUUCCCCCGAAGACGUUUGACUUUUUAACAUCUGUUUACAAGUACAUCUCUAAAGUUAAUACUCUGUUGAAUUUGAAAGCAAGUAUUCAAGUUAUGAAGGAGAAUUCAAACGAGUUCAAAGAUUUAGAGACAGUCGAUGUAUCAUGACAGAGAAUAAGUUCAGUAAUUCCGCGUAUCUCCACUCGCCACUUUAGAAACGAGAAGAAA
Messenger RNA from Orbicella faveolata, 2461 nucleotides. RefSeq lists its product as uncharacterized. Lineage: Eukaryota; Metazoa; Cnidaria; Anthozoa; Scleractinia; Merulinidae. The record is from RefSeq and is a predicted model, not a curated record.